AUGAGUCAUGCUAUAAAAUACCCAGCAAAGCUCCUCGUCAUACAUAAACCUCAUACCUCAAAAUUUCAAAAUAUACGCCGGCCGGAAUACAAACCCACCCGAUUUAACCUCGUUUACAUCAAAACUUCGAGACCAACUGGCACAUCCAGCGUCUACGAGUGA
Sclerotinia sclerotiorum 1980 UF-70 is the source of this 162-nucleotide messenger RNA. RefSeq lists its product with no specific name. The transcript has a single exon. The record is from RefSeq and is a predicted model, not a curated record. The coding region runs from base 1 to 162 and encodes 53 amino acids. NCBI's taxonomy places the organism in Eukaryota, Fungi, Ascomycota, Leotiomycetes, Helotiales, Sclerotiniaceae.